AUGGCGCAACUUUUGCGUAAUGGGUUACCUGAUGAAUUCUUUAAAAUUAUAUUAAAAGAAACAAGUUUUAGAUUUAUGUAUUCCAUCCGUACGGUAGAUAAAAGAUGGAAUGAAUCAAUUAAUAAGGUUAUUCGUAAAGAAGCCGAAAACCGGCUUAAGAAGCUGUGUAUUGAAUACGACGCUAGCCAAUUAUCAACAAGAGGGCUAGAUGUGGAGUAUGAAUCUUUACGAAAAUCCUUCGUUAUCAACAUAGAGGAUGAUAAUUUCGCACAAUUGAUUGGUUUGAUUCACGAUGACACUAGACAACGUGAAGUCAAAAUUUCCUUUCACUACGACAAUGGGGCCACUCUGGCUGAAUUUAAUUUUGGUACUUUACAAUAUCGUCGUCUGAGAUCCUUAAAUGGAAGAUCAGAAAUUCAACAAAAUAUGAUUCACAAAAGCUGCGAUGAUUGCGAAUUGUAUUUCGAAAUUGAUCCAACUAAUACAGACUCUUUCUAUAUAAAGAUCGAGAAGUUGGUCAUGUCACUCAAGAAAAUGUGCGUGAUUCUGGACCUCUUGAAUGGGUAG
Molecule: messenger RNA, 567 nt
Organism: Funneliformis geosporum
Lineage: Eukaryota; Fungi; Glomeromycota; Glomeromycetes; Glomerales; Glomeraceae
Source: the annotation of a GenBank genome assembly